Molecule: messenger RNA, 1837 nt
Organism: Papaver somniferum (opium poppy)
Lineage: Eukaryota; Viridiplantae; Streptophyta; Magnoliopsida; Ranunculales; Papaveraceae
Product: DNA primase small subunit-like
Exons: 16
Coding region: 804-1673 (289 amino acids)
Biological process (GO): DNA replication, synthesis of primer
Cellular component (GO): alpha DNA polymerase:primase complex
Source: RefSeq, a predicted model, not a curated record
CCUGCUUCGGUUACUGUUGAAUCACCACUACCACCCUACUCAUUCAAAUUGAAUCACCACCACCGCCCUCCUCCUCUCUUAAGUGAGUCGUCCACCACCACCAUCAACACCGCCAUGAUGUUUGGUAUUAUGAUUACAGCUAUUGAAGCGAGUAGGUGGUUAUGGAAUUUGCAUUGGGUUGAGAAGUUCAGUUUGCAGGGAAAAAUGAUAGCAAAGAUGUUUUGGACUAACCGGGCACAAAUAGACUAAAUGCUCAUCUCAAAGAACCCAUGAUGGGCCUCACAUGUGGUUGAAGGAAGUUAAAUAUUACAACAGAAUGAGGUGAUCUUGGCUGAAAAAAUGGUGUUUAUGAACAUGCAAACCAACAUGUUGCGAGAUUAUCUUGCAAGUCCCACCCUGCCCAAAUGUUAAGUUGAAAGAGAAAAUAGUUUGAAGAUAUUUAAGCCAUGGAGAAUGUUCCUCACAGCCUUAGAGUCAUCGAGCAAUCUUGACUUCAGCAGUGGAUGAUACCAAAACAGAUGGCAGUCAACAACCCUUGCUCGAUUUUGACAGUUGAUUUUUUUUUAUGCUGACAAGUUCCGAACUCAGGUCACCCGUGUCAUCACCCAAUGACUUUGACAGUUAAUUCAUACCACAGUGGAUGACAGUCAACAAUCCAGUCUCUGUUGAAGCCGUAGAAUAGUUUAUGGUUUGUCAAGGUUGAAGAACUGAAGUACUUUGAAGAUCAGAAGAACAUUGAAGGUCAACAUGGCGCAUCAACUGAGAAGUGGUUUUGUGUGCUUAUAUAGUAAAGAAGCCCUUUCAUGUAUGGUGAGGCAGGAGGUCGUGUCAUUAAUUUGCCAGAGAAUCAGAAGAUGUUUAUUGUAAAACAUUGGCACAACAGUUCAGUGGUCUCUUCUGGGUAUCAUUCAAUGGUUCAAGCAAUGUCAGAAAGCAUAGGUGAAGAUUCAGAUCGGAAGCAUCCAGCUUGUGACUUAUCUUACUUUGGGCGAAGAGAAUUCUCAUUCAUUUUGGGAAAUGACGUAUAUUUGCGUUAUCAAUCGUUCAACAAUGCUGCUCAGAUGGAAAGCUCCACCAAAAGGGAGUGCCCGUUUAAAAUUGAUAUCAGUGCUGUACACAAUGUAGAUCCUGCUAAGCGUAAUGCGUAUUCUGGUGAAAAUGCAUUCACUCCGGUGGAGGAGUUAGUUUUCAAUAUUGAUAUGUCAGAUUAUGACGAUGUUCGGUAUUGCUGCUCGGGUGCUAAUAUUUGCAAAAAGUGCUGGCCACUAAUGACAAUUGCUAUUAAAGUGAUUGAUUCUGCACUCAGAGGGUUUGUAUAUGCUAUGUAUCCCCCCUGCAGGUUGAACAAUGCACAGAGAGCAGCUAUCGCAGACUGUUUUCAUGUAUAUAAGGGAAGCCAAAGUGGCUGUGAGAAAGUUUUCUUAGAGGGUCCUUUGGUCUUGAUCACUCACUUGUUGGUCUUUUUUCAAGUCUUUAUUAACCGGAUCAGUGUUAGCUACUCAUCCACCUUGGUCUCUACAGGUGGAGAAAAAUUUCUUAAAUGGCAAGUUGAAGGCCAUCACAGCUUACUUCAACCACCCCUCAGUGUAAAGGAUUUUAUAACAGUCCCACUUCUGCGAAUUUUGGAUCAAAGUGUGGGUUCUUCUAAAGCUGAACUAGUCCAUGGGUUCUGAUUGUACACCACCAAGACUCCAGAAUAUAUGCGAAAACCUGGAAGAACUUGGACUCUACUAAGAUCAGAGAUUUUUCGUGCCAAAAAAAAAAAAAGAUUGGGGAUUUCAUGGGAGCAUUCUGGAAUAAGCUGCCCAUGGAUGAGGCUAAGGAUGUUAUAUCACUU